This is a messenger RNA of Gongylonema pulchrum, 1059 nucleotides long. NCBI's taxonomy places the organism in Eukaryota, Metazoa, Nematoda, Chromadorea, Rhabditida, Gongylonematidae. The record is from the annotation of a GenBank genome assembly.
UUCCUGAAGGAAACGCCUCGCUGGCUAAUCAAGAAAGGCAGGGGACGAGAAGCAGCCAAGGCAGCGAUUUAUAUCCGUAAAUGGGAUGGAAAAAUAGCGCCCGAACUGGAAAAACAAAUUGUCAUGGUCGUUCAGAAAGCCGCCGAUGACGAACUGGAAAAAAUGAAAACCAGCAAAAAGAACUAUUAUUUUUAUCACUUGUUUUCGGAUUGGAAACUGGGCUGGUACGCAGUGGUCUUCUCCACAAGCCUGUAUGUUUUUUUUUCGCUAUUUUCGGCGAGUUUUGUCAGUUAUGGCAUUGCAUACAACAUGGAAGCAUUGUCCGGUAACGUCUACGUAAACGUCAUAAUUCUUGGUGCUUCUCGGUGGAUCAUCAAUAUCGUUGUUGCUGCUUUGGAAUUCUCCGUGAAAAGUAUUGGUCGACGUCUGUUGCACCUCGUUUCCGUCGGACUUAUUGCUCUUUUGCUGGGAAUUCUUUUCAUCAUCUACAUAUUUACAUGGCCAAAAAUUGACACUUACAAAGUUGUUACGAAAGCUGGUGGUGAAGGAGAUGCAUUAGUCCACGCGAUUGUCGUGUUCACGCGUUACGCUUCACUUCUGGCUGCUGCAAUUUGCACCGAGUUGUUCAUCUUGGAUUCUGUACAACCGACGGAGCUCUUCCCGACACCAAUUCGAAGUGCUGGCAUUGCAUUCAUACAAAUAUUCAAUCGUCUGGGCACCAUUAUUAGCCCACUUGUUUUCAUUCCGAGUGAACAUUGGCCACCAGCACCGUUCCUGCUGAUGUUCGUGACAAGUGCUGCUGAUUUUCUUCUGUACUUUUUCUUUGUUCCGGAAACACGCGGGAAGAAACUUCCGGAUCAUAUGCCUGACGAAUUGGUCAACUUUUCCGAAGAUCUUGCGAGCAACGCGGUAGAAAAGGACGACGACACCACUGCCCCGUUAAAACGAGAAAUUGUAGAAACAGCUGAAGAAAGCAAGGAAAGUGAGCACGAAAGGGAACGAAACGAAACAGGAAAGGAUGACAGCAAGGGAAGUGAAAUGGAGGGAAAAGAAAACUAA